Prinia subflava (tawny-flanked prinia) is the source of this 4397-nucleotide messenger RNA. RefSeq names its product solute carrier family 35 member B3 (gene SLC35B3). Gene Ontology annotation, cellular component: Golgi membrane; endoplasmic reticulum membrane. The transcript has 10 exons. NCBI's taxonomy places the organism in Eukaryota, Metazoa, Chordata, Aves, Passeriformes, Cisticolidae. The record is from RefSeq and is a predicted model, not a curated record. Gene Ontology annotation, biological process: transmembrane transport. Bases 159 to 1502 code for a protein of 447 amino acids. Gene Ontology annotation, molecular function: 3'-phosphoadenosine 5'-phosphosulfate transmembrane transporter activity.
UCCUGCGGAGCGUCGCCCGGCAUCGGGGGGCCACGGUCCCGACGGUGAGGGGCGGCGGGGCAGGAUGCGGAGCCGGAGGAGGCCGACACUGAGUGUCGGGAGGGGUUCGGCCGGCCCGAGGAGGCGGCGUCCCGCGGGGCCCGGGGGCAGGGCGGGGAAUGGCGGCUGCAGAGCGUGUGCCAGCCCUGCCCGGGAUAGCUGCCAGGCGCUCGGGAACGGGCACACCUGGCGCGGGCGAGUGGGCAGGGAGGAAGCCUCAGGGAUCAUGCUGGACGCUGUGCCCUUCCCUCGUUUGCCACCGGAGCAGGACACAGCUUUCAGACAGAAAACACAGAGAAAGAGAAAAGCAGACAGACGACAACAAUAGCACCGAAUGCAGCAAACCAGGAACCAUGGAUCUGAAAUUCACUUCAUCGAGAAAAUACAUUUCCAUCAGUGUUCCUUCCAAAUCUCAAGCUAUGUCUCCCCAUAUCAAAUCAGUAGAUGAUGUUGUUGUUCUUGGCAUGAAUCUCAGCAAAUUUAGCAAACCUACCCAAUUUUUCAUCUGUGUUUCUGGAGUUUUUAUGUUUUAUCUAAUCUAUGGAUAUUUACAGGAAUUGAUAUUUUCAGUGGAAGGUUUUAAACCUUUUGGUUGGUACCUCACUUUAGUGCAAUUUGGAUUUUAUUCCAUUUUUGGACUAAUAGAAUUGCAGUUGAUUCAGGACAAAAGAAGAAGAAUUCCUGGCAAAACCUACAUGAUAAUAGCAUUUUUGACAGUGGGAACUAUGGGUUUGUCAAAUACCUCUUUAGGAUAUCUGAAUUAUCCUACUCAAGUCAUCUUCAAGUGCUGUAAGCUGAUUCCAGUUAUGAUAGGUGGGGUUUUUAUACAAGGAAAACGUUACAAUAUUGUAGAUGUGUCUGCUGCCCUAUGUAUGAGCCUUGGAUUAAUAUGGUUUACUUUAGCUGACAGCACAGUCGCACCAAACUUCAACUUGACAGGUGUGGUCCUAAUAUCCCUUGCCCUCUGCGCAGAUGCAGUUAUAGGAAAUGUACAGGAAAAAGCUAUGAAGCUGCACAAUGGUUCUAAUUCAGAAAUGGUUUUGUAUUCCUAUUCAAUAGGUUUUGUGUAUAUUUUAUUUGGAUUAACGUGCACUAGUGGAUUAAGCCCUGCAGUAACAUUUUGCUCAAAGCAUCCAGUUCAGACUUAUGGUUAUGCAUUCCUUUUCUCCCUGACUGGGUAUUUUGGCAUAUCCUUUGUUCUAGCUUUGAUUAAAAUCUUUGGUGCCCUUCUCGCUGUAACAGUAACAACAGGACGAAAAGCAAUGACCAUUGUGCUUUCUUUCUUGUUCUUUGCAAAGCCAUUCACAUUACAGUACGUGUGGUCAGGCUUACUGGUUGUCCUUGGUAUAUUUCUUAAUGUUUACAGUAAGAAUAUGGACAAAAUCAAACUGCCUUCACUGCUUGGUCUUUGGAAAAAAAGUGUGGAAGAAAGAAAAUCAAGGACGUUGUCACAAACUGUAUAGACAGUGGUUCAUGCCUUGUCUAGAGAUGGACUUACUAUUUUAUUGGAACAGUCUUCAACUGAUUCACUUUCCAAAGGGAAUGUUAUGAAAACCAAAGGAGCUGAAGGCAUAUUGUCUGCUUGCAGAUUGCUGUAAAUGCACACUUCUGUGAGCCCUUUCUUCAGAGCACUUGAAUCAUCACAAGUGGUGUUGUAGGCCCUUGUCAGACGGUUUUAUCGGCAAUGAAGGACAGCAGCUCCUGGCACACGGCUGAGAAGCUGCACCCCAGUGGGACACAGUAGAAGACUAGUUUGGGCAUUUUAAUAAUAUUGGCCAUGUGGCUGAUCCGAGAUUAGUGGUUCUUUGUUAAUUGUCUAGGUGGGAUAAUUUAAAUGUAAUGCUGUAUUAAUCACCAACUGGUUGACCAAAUUGUGAAUUUAAGGGUGGAAGGUUCAGAAUACAGUAUGUUGUCAUUCUUUUAUAUUUGAAAUAAAAAUGUUGAGGUUUUUUUAAGUUAUUGUUUAGAUCAUCACAGAACUUGAUAUUUAUUGUAAUAAUUGAAAUUUGUAUGGAAGUGCUAGUGUUACUCUUUUUGAGUAUUGCUUGUAAGUAACAAAAACUGAGAUUGUUUGUGCAGUCAACACUCAUGCUUUUGCUAGGGGAAAAUGGGUUUUUAGGCCUGAAUGGGGUGAGAUUAAAACAGUGGUGUAAGAAACUAUUAUUUGCUUAAUCUGUGGUGAAAUACAGAAUUUUUCGUAGCCUAUACCCUCUCUAUCAUAGUGGUAUAAAAAGACAUGGAAGUUCUCCUUAAGUUCAUAUCAUCAAAUCAAAAUUCUUCAAUUUCAAUAUUGGAGUAAAUAAUAACAGUAUCAGCUAAUGUGAUUGGAAUAUGUAUUGUGUCAGUCUGUGUGGUCUUCUGAUGAAGUUAAGAGGAUUAGGGUACAGAUUAUGGUUUUCUUUCUUCAGUGACAGGAGGAGACAAUGUGCUACCAGUCUGUCUUUUUCAUCGUGAAUUUAGGAAGACUAAGUCCAUUUAUCUCUCUUUCUUUCAUAGUCAACUUGCUUUUGAAUCACUUGCCAUCUCUUUCAUGUUAUAUAUUUAACAACAGCACUUUAAAAAUACUAAUCACCUUACAAAUCAUUGUUCUUAUGUGGUCAUGGUUUUUUUGUUGUUGUGUCCCUUAGAUGCAUUUUGGUGCGUGUUCUUUCAACUUAGACAAAAAUUAAUAGGAUAAUAGAAAUAUAUAGUCAGAAGGAACACACAAAGAAUUUCAGUAUCUCACAGGAUGGCCUUCUGUCAAAAAUACUAGUUGAUGAAAGUAUUCAAGAUGUACAAAAUAUUUUUCAGACACUUAGGAAGAAUUGCUGUUCAAAGGAGCUUGUAAUCAAAGCACAGACACAAAAUGUGCCUUAAAUUUUUCUUAUUGAUUUGGUAGCUCCCGUCUGGCAUAUUAAAUGUGUUACGGAAUAACCGCGAUGGGAUGAGCAGGAGAAGAGCUGUGCUGACACAACUGCACCGGUCCCAGCACUGAUGCUUCUCUGGGGUGUCAGCAAAGCCUCUCAGCACAUACAAACCCACUGUUGCCAAGUCAGGAGAAUUUAGUGUGUGGCACAGUUUUGGCUUUUAAAUUUCCAGCUGCUGCUCAAUCGAUUAUGUCCUGGGUGAGGUAGAGAGGUGAGAAUUUGAUGAACGGAUACACCCUGAGAGAGAGGUGGCCUGCCAUGGCUGUCCCUUUUCAUGUUGCAGCCAAAAUUUUAUGGUAAGGUACGACAAAGCAUUCCAGUUUCAAAUUUUGUGUAAGAAUGCAUUUGACCAAGUCAAGGGGAUUGAUACACUUCUUUCCCUGUAAUAUUUAUCAACUCUUACAUUCCCUUGCAUUCUUUUCACUAAAUUAAGUUGGUCUUUCCAGCUAGGUUAAGAAAUUUUACAGUCCUAGUUCUGCCAUCUGUAAACUGCCUGUUGCUAAAUUUUAUUAACCUUCAGGAAAACAAAUUACGUGACAGCUACAAUAUAUGCAGAAAAUCAUAGUAAAUAUAAUUCAUUUGGCAUCUGUUUUAUUUAAAUAGAUGAGAAGUCACUCACAAAGUUUCUGAUGAGAAUUCAAAUGCAGUAUGUAUGUUUCAGAACUGUUUAUGUAAUGCAGUUUUAUCUCUAUUGCCUCUCUCCAAAGAGAAUAGUAAUCACAAUAGUUCAUCUUUUAAUUUAUUUUCUAUUGUAUACAGGACUGAGUUAAUGAGCUAUCAUUAGGGGAAGUUUUGAUUUAUUUUUUUAAUAAUUUUCUUAACUGUAGAAGUGUAUGUUCUGUUUUACUGGUGUACUUUAAAAUUAUUUUUAUAUAAAAAUGGAUAUUGUAGGUUUACUGUUAAUAGCAUAGAUUUAAGAGUCAGCUCUUUAUUUUCAUAGGUGUGAGUCUAGUACUUGCCAAUCAACAACAUGUCCGUGUGUUAAAGAAAAUGCACACACAACUGAGAGUAGUUCAUAAUUUGCUACACAUCAUGGUCUGUGCAGUUUCAUGCCUUCAUGAAGAAAACCUUAAUUUCAGUGAACUGCUCUUUGUGGUGGUGUGAGGUUUUUUAAAUAAGCUUCAUAGUGCAUGCAAGUUAGAAAACCUUACAAACCUGCAGGUGUUCUUACUGCAAAAUUUUGGGGUUGAAUCUUCUGUACUGUAUAUGUAUGUUGGUUUUGUGUUGUCUAUGAAAUAUGAAUAAGGGCUUGUCAACAAAGUAACUGUAAAUUAUUUAUUUUUUGUGUAAGAGCACUUAUAUUGGGAUGUUGGUUAACCUCUCCCAGUGUUGAAGGCUGGUCAUACUAACUACUGCAUUUUAUACUUACUGUCUCCUGGGCUCUACAGUAGUCAUGGUGAAACUAUGGAAAAAAACAUUCAGUUCUCUCACGAUAAAAUUUGUUAAAUAUAA